This is a messenger RNA of Scatophagus argus, 1478 nucleotides long. It is a transcript of the gene suclg1, whose product is annotated as succinate-CoA ligase GDP/ADP-forming subunit alph. The transcript is spliced from 10 exons. Gene Ontology annotation, molecular function: succinate-CoA ligase (ADP-forming) activity; succinate-CoA ligase (GDP-forming) activity. NCBI's taxonomy places the organism in Eukaryota, Metazoa, Chordata, Actinopteri, Scatophagidae. The coding region runs from base 100 to 1074 and encodes 324 amino acids. The record is from RefSeq and is a predicted model, not a curated record. Gene Ontology annotation, biological process: tricarboxylic acid cycle. Gene Ontology annotation, cellular component: succinate-CoA ligase complex (ADP-forming); mitochondrion.
GAAGCGGAAGCCUCUUGAGAUUUGAUGGAGAUAUUUGUAGUCACCCAAAAUGCGUGAGCCAGGUCCCUAGCCUCCGGUGUCAUUGGUGAAUGACCGAAGAUGUCUCACAGCAGGUUGUUUGCCAGGCUGCUUUUGCAGCAGAGUGGAGUCAGGCACUGUUAUACAGGAACAAGAAAGAACCUCUACAUCAACAAGAGCACCAAGGUCAUCUGCCAAGGUUUCACAGGGAAGCAGGGAACGUUUCACAGUCAGCAGGCUCUUGACUAUGGCUCCCAGCUAGUCGGAGGUGUUUCCCCUGGCAAGGGUGGUAAGACGCAUCUCGGCCUGCCUGUCUUCAAUUCAGUCAAGGAGGCGAAGGAGGGCACAGGGGCAGAUGCCACCGUGAUUUAUGUACCUCCUCCGUUCGCGGCGGCAGCCAUCAUAGAGGCUGUCGACGCUGAGAUUCCUCUGGUGGUGUGCAUCACUGAGGGCAUCCCCCAGCAGGACAUGGUGAGAGUCAAACAUAAGCUGCUGCGCCAGAGCACCACCCGUCUCAUAGGCCCAAACUGCCCAGGAGUCAUCAAUCCUGGAGAAUGCAAGAUUGGGAUCAUGCCAGGCCACAUUCACAAGAAAGGAAGAAUUGGCAUUGUGUCUAGAUCGGGUACUCUGACAUACGAAGCUGUGCACCAAACUACGCAAGUCGGCCUGGGCCAGUCGCUCUGCAUCGGUAUUGGCGGGGAUCCAUUCAACGGCACAAAUUUCAUAGAUUGUCUAGAGGUGUUCCUGCAGGAUCCCAAGACAGAGGGCAUCAUCCUUAUCGGAGAAAUCGGGGGCAAUGCGGAGGAGAAUGCAGCAGAGUACCUCAAACAGCACAACUCUGGUGCUAAUGCAAAGCCAGUGGUGUCCUUCAUCGCUGGGCUAACUGCUCCUCCUGGCCGUAGGAUGGGCCACGCCGGUGCCAUCAUCGCUGGUGGAAAGGGUGGAGCCAAAGAGAAGAUUGCAGCCCUCCAGUCAGCUGGAGUUGUAGUCAGCAUGUCCCCUGCCCAACUGGGCAGCACUAUUUUCAAGGAGUUUGAGAAGAGGAAGAUGUUGUAAAUUGUCCGAGAAGGCACCCGACCUUUUACCUCCUGCCCCGAAAUUGAGAUGAACAGCCUGAUUCUGGAGGUGGAUAUGCCCUACAGUGUAUGUUAACCCUGAUAAUUUCAACCGCAAAACGCACAUCCAGUGUUUAUAUUGUAAUUUCUGCCAUGAUCUUGUACCUUGCACAUAACGAAAGAAAUAAAACAUAGUGUCUUAAUGGUAUCCUAAAGAGCUCAUUGUACACAAUGUAAAUGCUUUAAAGAUGUUUUUUUCUUCCUCCACACAAUGUCGACAGCUGACGGCAGGAUGCUAACUUUGGUGAUGCGAUUCAUUCUGUUCAUUCUGUUGUACUCCCUCUGUAAUGCAUAUUCGCUCAUUUCACUGGCUGUCCACUUGAAUAAGAAAUGUUUCUCAUAUCA